Messenger RNA from Oreochromis aureus, 1420 nucleotides. RefSeq lists its product as uncharacterized. NCBI's taxonomy places the organism in Eukaryota, Metazoa, Chordata, Actinopteri, Cichliformes, Cichlidae. The record is from RefSeq and is a predicted model, not a curated record. The transcript is spliced from 6 exons. The coding region runs from base 246 to 1241 and encodes 331 amino acids.
UGCCAUCAAUUUCAAAAUGAGCAAAUAUAUAGCUCACUGCUGGCCCCGCCCGUGGCUCACACACCUGUUGGCGAUCAGCUGAUUCCCGACUACUAUUUGAGGCUGGGCCACAGAUCCUCUCAUCGCUGGAUGAUUGUGCUACUGACGUUAGUCUCUCUUCCCAGCUCCCGUGGUCUUGUACCUUUACGCCCUACAUUCGUGACUUUCCCUGCUUUCAGAUUGUGACAGAAUCAUCCAGCCAGGAAAUGGACUCAGCAGACUCGGCAGCCUCCAUUCCCACUCUCGCCACCCUGGCAGCGAUGCUGGAGCGACACGAGCAGAUGUUUAUUCACCUUCGUGGCGAGCUCGCUAAUCUCACGCAGGCUGUGGCCCAACGAACACCCCUGCUGGCAACUCCACCUGCCGCCGCUCCUCUCCAGGAAGCCUCGGCCUCAGCAUUACUCCAGGAUCGGGCUCUGAUUUGGGCUCAAGCUGUGCUUCACGCCAACCCUGACAUAACCGAUUCUCACUUUCUGGAUAAGUUCAAAGGCGUCUUCGACAGAAAAUCCACCACGCUCACAGCCAGCCAGCGCCUGCUCGCGCUCAAACAAGAUGCGCUUAUGACCCUGUGUGUCUGGCUGGACGACCGAGUGCGUGCACACACACGAACGGGACAGGAAUCACUGGAUUAUCACAGGACCUCUCCAGCCGGCCGCGGGCCGCGUGACUCUAAUAUCUGUGAUGAGGAGGAGCCCAUGCAGCUUGGACACUCGCGGCUGACACCUGCAGAGCGCCAGCGCCGUCUGGCCACCGGUCAAGCCGGUGCUCUCCAGCCUGCUGUGCCCUCGCACCAGGGCCCCGCCGCCCCCCCAGCUCGUGGAUGGUCAGCUGGUUUACGACAUCACCCGCAUCAUGGACUCCCGGCGCCGGGGCAGGUGGACUGGGAGGGCUACUGGGAGGGUACUGUCAUGGUCCCCGUGCCUGCCCAGCUGGCCUCACAAGGCUACACUUGUGUUUUGCUUUCUCUCUCCCUCUCCCCUACCUCUCUGCCUGGGCGGAGCUCACUGCUGGCCCCACCCGCGGAGCUCACUGCUGGCCCCGCCCGUGGCUCACACACCUGUUGGCGAUCAGCUGAUUCCCGACUACUAUUUGAGGCUGGGCCACAGAUCUUCUCAUCGCUGGAUGAUUGUGCUACUGACGUUAGUCUCUCUUCCCAGCUCCCGUGGUCUUGUACCUUUACGCCCUACAUUCGUGACUUGUGAGCAGUGUUGGUUUACCUUCCCGGACCUGUGACCUCCCAGUUGUACGAACGUGUGUGAGUUGGAUGUGAGGACAUGAGCGAGCGUGAGAGAGAGAGCCUUCCCCUAAUCCCUUGGAACCCUGGAUUUUUUCCCCCAUCACUGUAUAUAUUAUCGCACUGGUGUGUAAAUAAACGGUGGUC